This is a messenger RNA of Epinephelus lanceolatus (giant grouper), 6213 nucleotides long. It is a transcript of the gene rfng, whose product is annotated as RFNG O-fucosylpeptide 3-beta-N-acetylglucosaminyltransferase. The record is from RefSeq and is a predicted model, not a curated record. Gene Ontology annotation, biological process: pattern specification process. NCBI's taxonomy places the organism in Eukaryota, Metazoa, Chordata, Actinopteri, Perciformes, Serranidae. Gene Ontology annotation, cellular component: Golgi membrane. Gene Ontology annotation, molecular function: O-fucosylpeptide 3-beta-N-acetylglucosaminyltransferase activity.
AUGAGUUCAGUGGUCUGUGGAAUGUUUGGUUAAGUAGAAGUGCACGGGCUGGGAAUGAAAGUAACCUUGUAGUGGUAAAAGUGCUUUAAAUAAGUUCCUGAACGCUAAAUAAGAUCGAUGAUCUGAUCGGAAGGAGCAGAGGAGGAUCUACGGAAACUGUUGGAACAUUAAAUUUAAAGUCACGUCGGAACAAAAAGGAAGACAACGGGCGAGCAGUGAAUCCGGUGGCAUUUAUCAUUCAACCCCAUCGGAACUGGUUUCCCUGUAAGCUGACGUUAGUUGUGGUAAGAUCUAUAUGGUUCCGUCCUCGCCUUCCUUGGAACAAAGACGCCAAAUGUGUCCUCUGAUGUUUCAUGGAUUCCAUGUGAUGGUGUGAGGAUGGGACAGGGUGGUGCUGGAAGUGACUGCAGCCCUGGAGGCUGAUGAACCCGCUCCAUUGGCCAGUCAGGAUGCACAUAGCCUCAGUGGGUGUCAGCAAGUUCUGCUUCCUGUUUUCUCUUGCAUUCUGUGCCCUCCUGCUUUUGCUCAUCCCCAACCUCCAGCCCCCAGCGCGCCAGGUCGACCUGCCUCAGCCCCGUCCCCAAGUCAGACCCGCGCAGGCAGGCCCAUCACACCAUGUCGGGGUUCCAGCAGUGUCUGUCCACACAGGGGAAACACGCUCUGCCACAGAGCUAAACAGAAGCUCAGCAGGGCAGGGGAGAUCCAUCAAGACUGAAGGUAGUAGGGAUGAUAUCAUUAGUCCCAAAAGGGGGAUGGACUCUGAAAGAGGAGCUCUGUCUGGAGGAAAGGGUGGUAGACUUUCAGGGUCUAGAUCAUGGGACCUGUUAGAGUUAAAGGACAUUUUUAUUGCAGUAAAGACUACCAGGAAGUAUCACAAGUCCAGAUUGGAGCUGCUGAUUCAGACCUGGAUUUCCCAAGCUAUAGAACAGACCUAUGUAUUUACUGAUGGUGAGGACAAGGAGCUGCGGAUGAGAACAGGAGUGAACCUCAUCAACACUAACUGCUCAGCAGCUCACACCCGACAGGCUCUGUGCUGCAAGAUGUCUGUGGAGUACGAUAAAUUCAUUGAGUCCCAGAAGAAGUGGUUUUGCCAUGUGGAUGAUGAUAACUACGUGAUCCUGCCAAGCCUGCUGCGGCUGCUCUCUUCCUAUCACCACAGCCAGGAUGUGUACCUGGGCCGGCCCAGUCUGGAUCAUCCUAUAGAGGCUGCAGAGAGGGUCAAGAGUGAUGGAUCGGUGUCUGUCAAGUUCUGGUUUGCCACAGGCGGAGCAGGUUUCUGUAUCAGCAGAGGCCUGGCACUGAAAAUGAGCCCAUGGGCUAGUUUGGGGAAUUUCAUCAGCACAGCGGAGAAGAUCCGACUACCAGACGACUGCACCAUUGGCUACAUCAUCGAAGCGCUGCUGGAGGUGACCCUAACACAUACACACGUCUUCCACUCUCACCUGGAGAACCUGCAGAAGCUGCCCACUGACACUGUGCUGGAGCAGGUCACUCUGAGCUUCGGAGGCUUUGAAAACAGAAGAAAUGUGGUCAGCAUUGUUGGAGGCUUUUCACUGGCUGAGGACCCCACAAGGUUUAAGACAGUCCACUGUCUUCUGUAUCCAGAUACUGACUGGUGUCCAAAGCUGGAACGUCGCCACAGAAACUGAAAACCACUGUUUUUAUCCUGCAGUACUGAUACCUGCUAAAAAUGUAUUCCACUGCUUCACCCUGCCAUGUUUGGAUCAACCUUCGAUCAAGCUGGAAAAAUAUGUCAUGUCACACAUCAUUUGGUGGAUGUCUCUAUCCAAAGCAGUCUCACCUCAUACUUCAUUAAUGCACAGCGCUAGUGGUAGUGCAACCCUCAGAGGCAGAGUCUUUCAAUAGGCAACAUUUUAUAUAAAUGUAAAUUCAUCAGGUCAAUCUAAAAAGGUGGAGCCAAAGGACGACUUUUUUCUGGCUACAACAGCAUGACAGUGAGUAAGGGGCCGUACACAUGCCGCGUCUUUAACCACUUGGCGAAUGCAAGGUUGGGCAGUGGGGGCUACUCCUGUGCUUAAUCUGUGCCAACUGCACGGAGGCAGGUUUCUAAGUGCUAAGCUAAGUUGCUAAGCUUACCAAAAAUCCUGGGAGCUUAUCUUCUUCCAGGCAUUGUUUUAUAAGUGUGCAUUAGGCCAAAAAUAUUGUCCAUGGGACAGAUGUAAAGCUCUGUAUAGCCCUGCACUUAAAUAAUUAACUUCUGCUCCAUAUUUACUACAGACUGAUAUUUAUGGAAGAAGGGAAUGAUAUCUGCUGGCUGUGAUUGGUUGUUCCUUGUCAAAUGACAUGCAGUGCAUGCUGCCACCUUCCAAAAGUUGAACUCUGUUUAUCUCAGGGCACAGCCGUUGUGCCUAUCUAGUAACGCACCAAGCUAGUAACCUAGUCUACCAGUGUUGUGUCAAAACAAAUUUGCUGAUGAAAAUAAUUAAGAGUGCAUAUUUACAGUUAAGGCUUUUGCACACUGAGUCGUCUUUUUUUGCUUUUUCGUCCAAAAUUGUAGCACAUUUAAAUCUUAUGUUGUCUCAAUCGUGUUCGCGCACUAACUAUGAAACUUUCAUCUGUCAUUAAACUUUUCAGAACAGGUUAGAUUUUCUACUUUUUUUCACAUCCGUCAAAAGCCUUUAGACUAAAUAAAAUAGAGAGGAACAGGGUGUGCAGUAUCAUUUCAUAACUCAGGUAGGUUGCUUUCAAUAAGUCAGACAGUAAUACUGAGGGGAAUGAUGAUGAUGAGGAGGAGAAUGUAAUAAAGGAUGAAGGCUGCACAGAAAGAGAGAGACAAUGUGGAGACAGAGAGGGAGGACAGCUCAGCCUCUUCAGGCAACUGUGGUGCCAAAUGCAAGACAGAGAAAGUGGUGACAGUCAGGGAGGGAGCUCCAUCAGAGAGAUGCAAGAGAGCAAAUGUGUCUUUUCAUUUUGUCUCGUAUUGCAAAUUUUCUCAACAGUCAGUCUGCAGACAUGAGCAAGGUUUCAGUAUGUAAAAAAAAUUUAAUGACUGAUUUUAAAAAAAAAACGCAUCCAAUAAAACCCAGCAGACAUCCAGAGGGAGCUCGGAGUAGAGCCACUGCACCUUGGCAUCGAUAGGGGUCAGUUGAGGUGGUUUGGGUAUCUGAUCAGGAUGCGUCCUGGUUGCCUCCCGUUAUAGGUGUUCAGGCACUUCUUCCUACUGGUUGGAGGCCCCGGGGCAGACCCAGAACAUGCUGGAGGGAUUACAUAUCUCAUCUGGCCUGGGAAGUCCGUGGGAUCCCCCAGGAGGAGCUACAAAGUGUCGCUGGUGAGAAGGAUGUCUGGGGUGCUUUGCUUGGCCUGCUGCCCCCGCAACCCGGCCCUGGAUAAGCAGAUGAAAAUUAAUGGAUGGCUGGAUAAAAAAAAAAAACCUGACUCAGUGUGCAAAGGCAUUUAGAGUGCCACAUUUCUACUAGUUUCCAGCUUUCCUACUUCCUGUUUUUAUCAUUUGUUCAGUGAAGGAAAUAUCCGACUAUUUGGCCCCAUUCCCUGUGGUUUAAGUUUACCAGUAUAAAAAAAGUCACUGAAUUUACGCUGUGUUCCAUUUACCUCGGAAGUGGAGGUCAGAGCUGGGAAUGACAUCACAUCCAAGUAGAUUGUGUUCCAAUACAAGUUUGAAAACCAAGAUGUUGUUAGCAGUACCAGUUCAAGCAAUGCCAGUUGACAACAACGCACUACACUGUAUUAUACAAACAGCGUAGCAACAGGUCCACCGAGAGAAGCUGGACAGUACUGUGUGUAUGACUGUUAAUAAGACACAAAUAAGGCAGAAGUGCUAAUAAACAGUAUAUUACUAUAGCUUUCUCUACUGAAUAUGUAGUGAGCAGCCAUAUGGGAUUUUCAGGUCAGAGUUAGUGAGGUUCCUCCGACUUUCUAAGUUGGAAAUCUGACUUCAGGGGGUGUUCCAGUUAAAAUUUCUGAGUGGGAACUCAGAAAUCCUGACUCCCCAGUAUGAAUGGAACACACAAAUAGAGUUUCUUCCCAAAUGUUCAUAUUUGCAGAUGGCUAAAUGGUACUCUGAAGUCUACUGGCUCUUUGGUUCAACCAAUUAUAACGUCUACAAAAAAAUAGUUCAGGAACUCCAUUCUGCAUGUCAGUGGCACUGAGCAGAGAACCACUUCAGACAAAUGCUACGGUAUGUGAAGGACCUACUCUGCUUCUUAGGGCAUAGAUGUUUAAGCGUUAAAUAAAAGGCCCACAAACCACUGACUCUUACUGUAAGUCACCUCUCUAUUCUGUCACUGUUGACAUGUUACCCCAAAGUCAAUAUAAAACCAAGGUCACAAUGAAUGAUUGUUGAGGUACUUUUAAGAGUCUGGUUAAAAUAUGUUGAAUUUAUCAUAAUUCUUUGGUCUCAAACAUGAAUUGAACUGAUUUUUGAUUUGAAGGUUUGAAUGCUGCAUGGGCACACAUUUAUUUCAAUGUGUUGUUAUUGAUGUGAUGCCCUCUGAUUCUCAGCCAAAUACCUUUUCCUUGUAUUAGCCUAUUUCUAACUGGCCCAUCUUUAUGGUUUUGCACUACUUUGAACUUGUUACUUCCUGUCGGUUACUGAUUGUAGUUCCGUUUUUCAGUGUUGGUGUAAAUAUGAGUGAACUUCAUGAUGUAUUCUUUCUUUGCAUAGGUUGUAGUCUUUGUUCUACGUAACGCUUCUUUAAUGCAGUGAUACUGUAGAGGCAGAUAUGAGUUUGUUGGAGUUAGUGGAGCCGAAGAUAACUCAACUACAUUGCACUGAAAUUUGGUGCAGAUAUUAUUUGCCCCCAAAGAGUGUUGCUAAUAAUUUUAGUUUGGCGCUGCCAGCAGGACAAAUUUCUCUGUUGACUACCUUGGUUCAUAAGGUUUCACACUGCAAAAAAAUGCCCUAUCAAAUUUAAGUUAAAAGUUUUUUAGAUGAGCGUUCUUUUUGUUGAAAAAAGCAAAUAUGGCUACCAGUGCAUUAAGUGAAUUUCAUUUAAUGGGAUUUCUUAAAGGACCAGUUCACCCCAAAAUCAAAAAUUCAUAUUUUUCUUCUGACCUGUAGUACUGUUUAUUAGUCUAGAUAGUUUUGGUGUGAGUUGCCCAGUGUUGGAGAUAUCAGCCGUAGAGAUGUCACACCAAAACUAUCUAGAGUUAUAAAUAGCACUGCAGGCAAUAGGAGAAAUAUGUGUUAUUGGUUUAUGGGUGACCUGUCCUUUUAAAAUAAUUUAGGAUGCCAGCUACCAGAUAUAUUCAAAUAAAAUUACAAGUGAAUUAAUAAAUACCAGAAGAUUAAAUUACCUAAAAUAAGAUUAGUUAUAUUCUUGUUUCCAGAAAACUUACCGGCAAGACCCGAUUGCCAUUCAACACAACCUAUAUGACCUUCAAGUUGGUAGGCUUGUGUGCUCAGAUAUUUUUUAGCAAACGUUAGCAUGAUAGCGCUCUUAACUGGUAUACUGAACAGUGGCGUAGUGGUAGUUGUUGAGGUGGGUGCACUGCCAGGUAGAUGGGUGAUUACCAAGGACAAAGUGGGUAUAGUCCUCCUAUAUAUUCCAAUGGCUUUUUGGCUGAAAAGUAGGUAUAUGUUAAGCAGGCAGAAAAAGAGGUGGAUAUACCCUGUAUACCUGUGUACACCUUUCACAACACUGCUGAAUAUUGGAAAGAUACCUGCAAAACAUCAGCAUGUUCACAUUUAGCACAAGCAUCAAUUUGUCCAAGUACAGCCUCAGAGUUGUGUCUAGCAAAUCCAGUAAAAAAGUUCUGUAAAGAUGCUUUUGCUAAAAAUGAAAUGAAGAAAAGCCUUACUUUCCACAGCCAUGCUAUAGUUUUCUAAGUAUGCCAGUUAGUGUGCUGACCCCCCAAACUAUAAAUGCUCAUGAUAAAAUGGAAAAAGAAGUUCUUGUAGACAACAUUUAAACUUAGAUGUCCAGACCUCUGAUCCUUCCUUAGACUUCAGGUUUCCCAGUUUGCUCACUUUUUCUUUGAUAAACAGGUUCUUUGGCUCCAGCCACUCCAUUCACACCAACCAGCAACAGUAUUUCUGCCUGUAAACAGUACUUGUGUAAAACACUCAUCUACCUUUUUGCACACAAGCAAAGAAUCCAAAAUCCAGAGCAUGUGUUCCACUGCAGGUCAGUGGCAGAGAGUGAGUGAGAGAGUGAGUGAGUGUUUUUGUGAACCCCUUACCGCUGAUGUAUUAUUGUGUUGUUUCAAUAACAAUAAAACCAUUCUGCAUUGUCA